Molecule: messenger RNA, 189 nt
Organism: Funneliformis caledonium
Lineage: Eukaryota; Fungi; Glomeromycota; Glomeromycetes; Glomerales; Glomeraceae
Source: the annotation of a GenBank genome assembly
AGUGGUUUACCGUGUAGACUCCUUUGAUGAUAUCAGAAAGUUGUUGGGUUUUGCACACAUAACUUCUUCUUCGGGUAGCUGUUAUGAUCCUCCUUCUCAUGUUUACCUUGUUUUUCUAUUCAUUGUUAGUGGUGGAUUUUUCAUUCCAAUAAUACGUCGCCUAAGGCUUACACUGGCUAAAAUGAAUGA